Messenger RNA from Ustilaginoidea virens, 2880 nucleotides. RefSeq lists its product as uncharacterized. The transcript has a single exon. Lineage: Eukaryota; Fungi; Ascomycota; Sordariomycetes; Hypocreales; Clavicipitaceae. The record is from RefSeq and is a predicted model, not a curated record. The coding region runs from base 1 to 2880 and encodes 959 amino acids.
AUGGCGGGCACGCCGUCUCGCUCUCAGAACGUCGUCGGUCUAGGUCCUUUCGAAAUCUACGCCGAUGCUGGUCCUUCACUGCAGCAAUCCAGCCCAAGGCUGCCUAAUGGAUCCUGCAAUUUCGUCGACUUGACCCCCGGGACCAACGGAGCCAAGUGCGGUUGUCGCCGCUUCUGGCCUCGCCAGGGUAUAGACGGUCCAGUCACUGAACAGGUUGGUUGGUGCAUGUGUGCCCACCAUGCAUGCUAUCAUGACCAAGGACCCCUUCAAGACGGUCAACUUCAGCUACAGUAUCAACCCUUCAUCAAUCCCCAUGGACAGGAGAACCAAAGGCCUCGUACCGGGCGGGAACCAUUGACACCUGUUGCCGACGUGUCGGUGCAGAAUGUCUCCUCGGCUCUGGAAAUAGACUUUGCAGCCUUCAGCCCGGGACCCUCGCUCUCCUUUGUUCACGACUUGCCAGCCAUGACCGAAGGGGACCUUUGCGGGCCGGGACCGAGUCUGCAGCCUCCAGGCUCCAUGCCCGAUACGUUGGCUUGGGAUGAAUACAUACAGUCAUCCAGACCCUCUGUGCAUGCUCCAUCGUCCGCGCAACAGGCGGUGCCCGCCGUGUUGCCGCAGAUUCCCUCCCAGCUGCUGAUGCCCUCACAGACUACGUCCCUCACCUCAUCUGCUCAGGCAAAGUACAGGCGACCCUUUGCGGGAAAAGGACUGGAUACACUUGGUGGUGCCAAACCGAAAGGCCACAUGGCCCCUUCAUCCCUCAAGCAGUGUCCCCCGGCGGAGUCCGAUUUGCCAAACGGCCCGUCACAGGAGCUUGUCCGGACAGAUGGGUCCUUUGUUUUUGUAGGCCACGGAGAACAAGGCGCAGAAACGCAACCGGAGCCUCGAGCCGUCCGAAGCUAUCGGCAGGGAAUAUCCAGGGAGGCCAUCAGGAAUUUAUCCGAUACCGUCGGCGGUCAUGAACAGCGUCUAGAUCGCUUGGAGACCUUGUCGUUUUCCGCCGACGGCCACGAGGAAUGCCUUGAGAAACAUGACCACAUGGAUCUGCGGGUCACAGACCUAGAGCAGCGGAUGGAGGGGGUCGAGAAAGUGGCCGAGAUGGCCACUUGCGCGAGCAACCAAGCCGACGGCGAGGACGACGGCGUCAAAAGCGUCGCGUCGACAGCAGCAAGCGUUGCAAGUCGCCUCAACUCGGAUGAAGUCAUGUCUCAAAUCACCACCUUGCAUGCGCGCUUCACUCAUCUCGAAUCCCUUCUUCCCUCGGCCGCCCACGCCUGGGUUGUGGAAGUUGUGUUCCUCCCGUUUCCCCUCAGGAGGCUCUGGCAGGACCUGUCGCAGUUUAGUAACGGUGACGUGGCUGUCAGCCACGACGACUGGACGCAGGUUCCCGCGACGCUGAGCAGCGCCACCAGGCGAUCGCAGUCGCCCUUUGGCGGCGGAGGCGGCGAGUGGGCAGCGGCGGACCAAGACGACUGGCUGCACCCCCGUGCCUGCGGGGACAAGAGCACGCAAGACAAGAGACUCCGAAGCCGCGGGCUCGUCCGGACCGUGUCGUUCCGCGGGCCCGACGCGAGAAGCGUGCAGAGCGCCAUCCACGAAGCCUUUGGCACGGUGUUUCGAGCCAUGGGCAUGACGACGCGGCGCAGCAGCCACGCCACGGACGACGGCUUCAUCCAGUACCUCGGCCUGCAAGAGGCCUGGGUGCCACUUCGGAAAAUCCGCAAGGACUCGAGGCUCCGGUUCUUGAGCGCCGCAGAGAUGCUGACGCCUGCCGCGUGGGACGUCGGCUUGCUGCAUUCCGCAGCCAUGAAGGCCGCGCAGCCUCGGCUGUUCAUCACGCAUCCCGACGCCUACGUCCAAGGCCGCGCGGCGUACCAGUCGGCCUGGGACUGGCAGCGCGUACGCGACAUGGACCGCGUGCCCCUCGACGCGACCGAGUCCCAGGAAGUCGGGGAACCCGACGCCGCGGAGCACUGCUGGCUGUGGAACGAGCAGCUCGACACGGCGCUCGCAAGGCCCUCCCCCCGGCUCCUCCUCGCACGCUCUGUGGUGCCGAGGAACCACGACGCCGAGUCUCCCGCCCCCAGGCCGGCAGCAGGCCGUCGAGCGCCGAAGCCGCCCCAUAUCCGCACCGCUUCCGUGCCCGCCGCCGCCGCCGCCGCCCGGCGAAUCGUAUCCCACCACGGGCGGAGCAGCAGCAGCCGGCCGUCGUCGCCGCUUGCCCGCGCGCAGCCGCCGCAUUCGGGCGUCGUCAAGAGAAGCCGCAGCGUACGCUCGCCCAGCUACCUGCGCCACACCCCCCGCUGGACCGCCUCGCCGAGCCCGCCCCCGCCGCCAUACGGCGCGUUUGCGCGGCAAAUCACCCCGGGCCUCACGCCGCUCGCCUACGCCACGCCUCACAGCAACGCGCCCCUGCAGGAGCUGCGGCCCGCCCACCAGCGAGGCAGCAGCGUUGCCAGGAGCCACGUGCCGGUGGACUAUGCCACCGACGAGCUGUUUGACAUUGAAAUCUACGAGAGCGGGUCCGACGCGUCGUACCGCACCGACGACGACGGGGACGACGGGGACAAUGACGACGGCGACGACGACGACGACGACGACGACGACAAUGACGACGCGGCAGCGGCUCACGCGCCCGCCGGCGCGAGCGUGGAUCGCGAGUCCCCCCUCCGCCAGCUGCCCGAGGACGAGCCCUGGCCAGGCAUCGAGGACCAAGACCUGCCCUCCGACGGGGAAAACGUCGAUCCGCGCCACGACCACGUCGCGCCGGACCAGCGCAGCAGCGCGAGCAGCCAGCCGUCCGAGUAUCCCUCGACCGAGACAGCCUGGCCGGGCGACCACCGCGCCGGCUUCCACAUCCACGAGGACGAAGCGUGA